AUGAACAAUGGGUCCUCUACAUCAACCACACCCACAAACGUUCGUGGUAAACUUGAAAUUCUUAAGAAGGUCAUGCUGAGCGUCUGGUGGGGAGUUCAUGGAAUCUACCGUUUCGAACUGCUGCAGGACAACACGACAGUUACUGCUGAGGUCUACUGCGCUCAACUGCAAAGACUGGCCGACAAGAUCCGCAAGGAGCACCCGAGGCUUGACAACGUUCGCCUGCUGCACGAUAACGCGCGCUCUCAGAUCGCGAAGAAGAAUUCUCAGAAAAUUCUGGAGCCCGGAUGUGAAAUUUUACCGCACCCAAGACCUGGCCCCCAUUAA
Molecule: messenger RNA, 327 nt
Organism: Necator americanus (New World hookworm)
Lineage: Eukaryota; Metazoa; Nematoda; Chromadorea; Rhabditida; Ancylostomatidae
Exons: 1
Coding region: 1-327 (108 amino acids)
Molecular function (GO): nucleic acid binding
Source: RefSeq, a predicted model, not a curated record